Molecule: messenger RNA, 1131 nt
Organism: Anopheles coustani
Lineage: Eukaryota; Metazoa; Arthropoda; Insecta; Diptera; Culicidae
Product: polynucleotide 5'-hydroxyl-kinase NOL9-like
Exons: 3
Coding region: 1-1131 (376 amino acids)
Biological process (GO): cleavage in ITS2 between 5.8S rRNA and LSU-rRNA of tricistronic rRNA transcript (SSU-rRNA, 5.8S rRNA, LSU-rRNA)
Cellular component (GO): nucleus
Molecular function (GO): polynucleotide 5'-hydroxyl-kinase activity
Source: RefSeq, a predicted model, not a curated record
AUGGAAACUCCAGAACAGGAGGCUAUGGAAACUCCUGAACAGGAGGCUAAGGAAACGGUUCCGAUCGAAGCGGACGUGAAAACCAACGGCAAGCAGAAGGAGAAUGAGGAUGACUCGUCAUCAUACAUCGACGAGGAAGUUGAGAGAGAGGUGGAAGAGGAUGUGAAGGAUUGUGCAGACCCGGAUGUGGAUGAGCCAGAGCAUACUAAAUUUUAUCGCUUCUUCAAUGCCAUUGACAAGCGGAUGACGCUCGCGGUUUUGAAGAAUCACAUUUACUUCUACGGAUACUUGGCCGUGCAGGCACUGUUCGGUCAGGUAGAAAUAAUGGGCUACCGGUUGAAAACGGCCGAGGCAAGAACGGUCACUGCCGCGCGUGGCUACUAUGCGGUCAGUCUCAUUCCAUUGCCAUCGCCGGAAUCGUUAAAUAAGGCCGCGUUCAAGAAUGUCCUGCAGAAGUUAAGACCCCAUUUCAUCGAAAUCGACAUGGACGGCAGCAUUCGAUCCAUCGGAAUCGGUGCUCGUGUUGCUGCAAGCAAAGCCGGACGGAAGCACCUCGCUGCCUGUGAUCUCCAAACGCAGCAGCUCUUGGAGGUGGAAUUGCUACCUCCCGACGUUACAAAGGUUCGCUCCGUUCCGCUCUUCCAGAAGAAUUCGAUCUGGGACAAGGUGCAGCUUCGCAAGUCCAGCCGAUUGAUGGUGAUCGGAGGCAAAGAUGCCGGCAAAUCGACCCUCUGUCAGUUCCUAACCAACCGGCACAUCCGAGAGUUCGGACGUAUCGUGUUGCUCGACCUGGACAUCGGGCAGCCGUUUGUUCACCUGCCGGAAACGAUCAGUGUGAGUGUGCUGACGGAUCCGAUCCUUGGGGUGGGAUACUUUGCAAAAGCUCAACCGCCUUCGCAAUGCCUACUGUUCGGAAGCGUCAACGUUGUAUCCUCCCCAGUGUUGUACAUUAAAAAUGUGCAACAAUUGAUUGGUAAACAACAACAAAUUAAAAAUGUGCAACAACACUGCGAGGCAAAUGCCGAACUGAAGGACGUACCGUGGAUCGUCAACACGAUGGGAUACACUACCGGAUUCGGCAAAGCACUGAUGGCGGCCCUCAUCCAUCUGACGUUCAGGCUUACAAGUUAA